Vespa mandarinia (Asian giant hornet) is the source of this 1021-nucleotide messenger RNA. It is a transcript of the gene Tim23, whose product is annotated as translocase of inner mitochondrial membrane 23. Gene Ontology annotation, cellular component: TIM23 mitochondrial import inner membrane translocase complex. The record is from RefSeq and is a predicted model, not a curated record. Lineage: Eukaryota; Metazoa; Arthropoda; Insecta; Hymenoptera; Vespidae. Gene Ontology annotation, biological process: protein import into mitochondrial matrix. Gene Ontology annotation, molecular function: transmembrane protein transporter activity.
GCCGUUCUAAAACUACUACUGUAAUUCAUGGACAUUUAUUUUUACAAAUAAAUUCUGGAGGAGGGUAUAUUGCAUAUAAUUUUUUGAAAAUGAUUGAUUUUCGCGAUGAUAAUGCAAAAACUGCCAAUCGAAAAAUUGAUAAUAAAUAUAUACCACUUACUUCUCAAGAGGGAUUAGCACCACUUAGUCCAUAUUUAAAUUUUGAUCCAUCAUACCUUCCUCCACGCGAGCCACAAUAUAUAUUUCCAGAAGGAGCUGUAAAACAAAGAGGACGUUUUGAAUUAGCUUUUAGUCAAAUAGGUGCUGCUUGUAUGAUAGGAGCAGGUAUUGGUGGUACCACUGGUUUAUAUAGAGGGAUUAAAGCAACAGCUCUAGCUGGACAAACCGGUAAACUCAGAAGAACACAGUUGAUUAAUCAUGUUAUGAAAAGUGGAUCAGCUCUAGCAAAUACACUCGGAGUAAUUACAGUGAUGUAUAGCGGUUUCGGUGUUCUUUUAUCUUGGGCAAGAAGUACCGAUGACUCCUGGAAUACAUUAGCAGCAGCAACCGCGACUGGCAUGUUGUUCAAAUCCACAAGUGGUUUAAGGAAAUGUGCUUUAAGUGGCUGCAUUGGACUAGGAAUAGCAUCGUUAUAUUGCUUAUGGAAUUCACAGUUAAUACAUUCACAGUUAAGAUAUGGUGUUAAUCCAGCAUAAGAUUAUUGAAAUGACGAUUCGAGUUUCUCAACCAUUAGAAAAUUCGUAAUAAAUUCUAUCUUUGUGUCCUAUAAAUAGGAAAUCUGGUCAGAACGCCUGCAUAAAAAAGAAAUUAUUAUGAAUGAGAAAUGCAUGCAAUUUAUAAAAGAACAAAUUGUAUAAUGUAUGUAUAUACAUAUAUAUAUGGUAUGUGUAUGUAUAUGUAUAUAUAUUUAUUAUUACAUCGAUUAGUAGAUAGUAAUUUAUUUUUAUUUGUGCGUUGCCUUAUACCUAUUUAUCAUGAGUACAAAGAAUCACUCACACUUAUUAUUACUGCCUAAAUAAAA